AUGGGGCAGGAGGGGAUGGGGUACAACAGCAAGGGGGGAGGAGGAGGUGGAGGAGGAGGCGGCGGGGGAGGGCUGCCGAUGACGGCGCCGCGGCCGCGGGGCGCGUCGCCGCUCCACCACCACAGCCGGUCGCGCAAGAUCCACCGCACUUUCAACAACCUCAAGAUUACCGUGCUCUGCGGCCUCGUCACCAUCCUCGUCCUGCGGGGCACCAUCGGCCUCAACCUCUCCCUCCCCUCGCAGCCCUCCGACGCCGACGCGCUCGCAGACGCCAAGGCCGUCGAGGACAUCGACCGCAUCCUCCGCGAGAUCCGCUCCGACUCCGGGCCCGACCCCGACGACGAGGGCGACUUCAGCGCCUCCUCCGGGUUCAACGCCACCGCGCUCAGCGCCACCGAGGCCGCCGCGGCGUACGCGGCCGCCGUCGGCAAAUACGCGCUCGGCCCCAAGAUCUCCGACUGGGACGCGCAGCGGCGACGGUGGCUAGCACAGAACCCGGGCUUCCCGGUCACCGUUGCCGGGGGCAAGCCCAGGAUUAUGCUCGUCACCGGCUCGCAGCCUGGGCCCUGCGACAACCCGCUCGGCGACCACUACCUGCUCAAGACUACCAAGAACAAGAUCGAUUACUGCCGUCUCCAUGGCAUCGAGAUUGUCCACAACCUCGCGCACCUUGACAACGAGCUCGCCGGAUACUGGGCCAAAUUGCCGCUGCUCCGCCGCCUCAUGCUCUCCCACCCGGAGGUCGAGUGGAUCUGGUGGAUGGACAGCGACGCGCUCUUCACCGACAUGGCGUUCGAGCUGCCCCUGGCGCGCUACGAUGGCCACAACCUCAUCAUUCACGGCUACCAGGACCUCCUCUUCGAGAAGCACUCCUGGAUUGCUCUCAACACCGGCAGCUUCCUCUUCAAGAAUUGCCAGUGGUCGCUUGACCUCCUGGACGCAUGGGCACCCAUGGGCCCCAAGGGGUUCAUCCGUGACCAGGCCGGCAAGGUACUCACGGCGAACCUCAAGGGCCGGCCAGCAUUCGAGGCCGACGACCAGUCCGCACUGAUUUACCUCUUGCUCUCGCAAAAGGACAAGUGGAUGGACAAGGUGUUCAUUGAGAAUUCGUACUACUUGCAUGGCUUCUGGGCUGGGCUGGUGGACAAGUAUGAGGAGAUGAUGGAGAAUCACCACCCAGGCCACGGUGACGAGCGGUGGCCUUUUGUGACUCACUUUGUUGGGUGCAAGCCAUGUGGGAGCUAUGGGGAUUACCCAGCGGAGCGCUGCCUCAGGAGCAUGGAGCGAGCGUUUAAUUUUGCUGACAACCAGGUGCUUCGGCUAUAUGGUUUCUCACACAAGGGGCUGGAAAGCCCCAAGAUCAAGAGAACCAGGGAUCAGACAACCAGACCGAUUAAUGAUGUGGAGAACUUAGAUAUGAAGGCCAAAAUAUCCACAAUUUCCUGA
Molecule: messenger RNA, 1446 nt
Organism: Miscanthus lutarioriparius
Lineage: Eukaryota; Viridiplantae; Streptophyta; Magnoliopsida; Poales; Poaceae
Source: the annotation of a GenBank genome assembly